UUGCUCCGGCGGUGCAAGUUUUCAAGCCUCUUGUGGGAGUUCCACUCGGAUCAAACGCUAAGCUGAAGUGCGACGUCGAGGCUUUCCCCAACUCGAACAACUAUUGGAUUAAAGAGCCCGAUGACACCCUCAUAACCAGCCACAAGCACACUUUGCAGGAGAAACGAACCGGAGUCAAACUGACGAUGAUCCUAACCGUUCACAACGUCACGGACUCUGAUUACGGCACAUACAAAUGCUACGCAUCGAAUGUACUCGGGAAAGCGGACAGCUCGGCCAGAUUGUACGAAGUUAAAGCGCCGACAACGACGACGACGACGACCACUACAACAACGACGACCACGACCACGGAAGUCCCGACUACUGAACCUGAAGUUUUCCAUCUGGUAACGAGUCUUGCGCCGACGGCGAAACUAGAUGGUAUGCACAAUCUGGACGAGGAUCCAUCUGAGAACUGGCUGUUCCCGAGCGUCGCUCCCGCUCCACUGGAAUUGGAAACAAUAUCUGCGGCCGCGGCGACGACGACGACGACAACAAAGGACUUCGCAGCUGCAGCGGUGUUAUUUUCAGUGCUGUUGUUUGUGUUCAGGUGACAAAUAGUAAUCUAAAUAGUGUGGGUACGAUGAUGAUGAUGAUGAUGUAAAAAAAAGUACAUAGAGAAGAGCAGCAAAACAACGUCAACGAUUUAGUGCGAUGGAAUAGAGUGGAGUGUUUCGUAUUUGUACAUAAUUGUAUUUAUUUACUUACUUAUACGUCACAUAUACGCGUGUAUAUAGUAAGGGUAUAUAGUGACACCGAUGAAAACACUGAUGAAACUCUCUUCCUCUAUCAAUAGAUUUCGAUGUUAAAAUUAUAUAACUAACCCACGCGUUCUGUAAACGAGUUUUUUCAGUUUUAGCAGCGAAUCGAAUAUGAAAAGAAAAAUAUAUAUAAAAAACGUAAAUCUAUAUAUAAAUAAAUAAAUAAAUAUACAUAUAUAAAGGGAAGAUGAAUAGGAAAUGAGAGAGCAUAUUGUGUCCAGAGAGGAAUUCCCUUUUAGAAGGACAUUUUUUUUUUGUUCCCUUUUUAUUUUACAUAUAGAGGGACACCACCGAAUUUGUUUGAUGGACAUAUCCUUGUUGUAUACACACACACAAAGAAACGAGAAUACGAAAAUAUCUUUGCUUAAAAAAGGGAUUUUCCUUCUUUUUUUUUUGGAAGGUCGCUCCACUUUGCAGGUAAAUGAAUUUCCACGGGUUUAAUUGUAAUCUCGAAACGUAAUUUCUGUAGCUAGAACUACACACAGCGAAUUACCUUCUACGAUUCCAACCCUCUCCAAUGAGUCAGCCAAUUUACUCACUAAGAUCUGUUAGGCCCUAAUUGCAAAUUCCCCCCCAUUUAAUAACUAACACUGAUUUUAUACAAUUGCGUUCCUAUAGUUACUUAUGUGUACACGAAAGAUUCAUUUUUUUUUAUUUACCACCUAACAAAUAAGUUAUUAUUAUU
This is a messenger RNA of Nicrophorus vespilloides, 1485 nucleotides long. Its product is annotated as lachesin-like. Gene Ontology annotation, cellular component: neuron projection. The record is from RefSeq and is a predicted model, not a curated record. Lineage: Eukaryota; Metazoa; Arthropoda; Insecta; Coleoptera; Silphidae.